Hyposmocoma kahamanoa is the source of this 1112-nucleotide messenger RNA. RefSeq lists its product as uncharacterized. The transcript has a single exon. The record is from RefSeq and is a predicted model, not a curated record. Gene Ontology annotation, biological process: tRNA splicing, via endonucleolytic cleavage and ligation. Lineage: Eukaryota; Metazoa; Arthropoda; Insecta; Lepidoptera; Cosmopterigidae. Bases 353 to 862 code for a protein of 169 amino acids. Gene Ontology annotation, molecular function: nucleic acid binding.
CAUUGCCUUUUCCUUUAUGGAAAGAAGAAAGAAAAAUAGACUUAACGAGCACAAAUUAGAAAAAUAUAAUACGCUCACGAAAACACGGAUUGUUGUCGAGUCCUUUUGAGUGUGUUCUAACAAAAUUGUGUUUGAAACCAAAUGCCAACUCGCUAUAAGUAGUUUCCUUUUAUACUAUGAAUAGAACUUCAUAAACUUAUCAUCAAAUAAUAAACGGAGCCAGUAGAAACUAAGCGUAGGUACCCGUAUCAAAAUAAUCUGUGUAUUCCGCUGACUUUUUUUUAUCCAGCAAUAGUCCGGAAUAUUAUGUUGUAACGCUGAAUUCAGUAUAAUUACGGUAACCAACACAGAAAUGGACAUUGAAACAAAGAUAAAAGAGGAUAUGCGUUCUCUAGGCUGUGAUUCUGAUACAAAGGUAUCUUUAGCGUAUUUCCUAUACAUACAUUUAGUGGACGAAAAACUCAUGUAUGACACUGAGUACUGUUACAACAAGGAUAUAGAUACCUUGUACAUAAUGGCCAGGCCGAGUAAGAAUGAAAAAAUUAACAUCUACGUACCUGUAAUGACUUCAGAAGACAUAAGUAUGGAUUUUAUUAAUAAAUUACAAGAAAACUUGUGUACUGUGGAGACAGGCCCAAGUGUUAACUUAGCUUUCAUAGAAGGUGACUCAACUACAGUAAUUUAUACAUUUACUAAAGAUCUAGUUGAACGGCCAGCUGCUGAAAAGGUUGUGGAACAAAAACGAAGAGAUGAACGGAGAAGUUUUAUUAACAGUGAAUUAAAGAAAAAUAAAAAUACUAUUUUAAAUACUGCUCUGAAUGGCGGUUAUGUGGAUGAUGAUGAUUGUGAAGUUUUAAGCUGAAAUAAUAAAAAGUAAUCUUGAGUUUAAAAGUUGUGAAAAUAUGUCAUUCCAGCCCUGUAAUUUAACCAAAUAUUAUAAAAAAUAAUGUGCUACCUAUUAUGUUAGUAAAUUCAGGAGCUCGUUAACUGGUGAAAUUACAGGCACAUGGGACUUGUGAACUUAUGUUCAGGGUGACAGGCGCAGUGGCACUGCGCCUCAGAUCUUCGCGGUUUAAAGAUCUGAGUGGCACUGGAACCAUUAUAAAUAUGCA